ACAAGUCGAAUCGAACGUAAGGCAAAUCUAAACAAUGCGUACGAUAUUGGUGUAUCUACUCGUCGCUGUGACUUGCGCCACGAUCAGAGAGGCUAAUUCUUCGCCAGGAUUUCUCUCAGAUCUUUUUCAACAUUGUCCGUUACUAAGCUACCUUUUCCCAAACGAUUGCUGCUGCGACACUAAUACAAGUUGCUGCACGACAACGACAAGUACAACCAGUACUACGACCACUACCACUACCACUUCUACCACUGCUCGCUCGACCGCUAUGUCGGCCUCUACUCCUCCUGCAGGAAGAAGAAAGCGCUGGGUUACUCUAAAUUAUUAUAACAACUUGUCAUCAGAUAUAAAGUACAAUGCGACGCGAAAAAGCAAAGAUACGUGAGCUUGAAUCUGAAUAUGUAAUAUA
Formica exsecta is the source of this 409-nucleotide messenger RNA. RefSeq names its product ELMO domain-containing protein C-like. The coding region runs from base 35 to 385 and encodes 116 amino acids. Lineage: Eukaryota; Metazoa; Arthropoda; Insecta; Hymenoptera; Formicidae. The record is from RefSeq and is a predicted model, not a curated record. The transcript is spliced from 2 exons.